Chaetomium fimeti is the source of this 1803-nucleotide messenger RNA. Its product is annotated as Dihydropteroate synthase-like protein. Gene Ontology annotation, biological process: tetrahydrofolate biosynthetic process. Lineage: Eukaryota; Fungi; Ascomycota; Sordariomycetes; Sordariales; Chaetomiaceae. The record is from RefSeq and is a predicted model, not a curated record. The coding region runs from base 1 to 1803 and encodes 600 amino acids. The transcript has 3 exons. Gene Ontology annotation, cellular component: mitochondrial envelope. Gene Ontology annotation, molecular function: dihydropteroate synthase activity; 2-amino-4-hydroxy-6-hydroxymethyldihydropteridine diphosphokinase activity.
AUGAAGCACCGCUUGACUCUCAUCGUCUCGGCGCCAUUGAAACCGCCACAAAUACUGUCGCCCUGUGUCCGGCAUGCGUGCCAUCGCAACCAGAAUCGGCGCGUGAUCAAAAUUGACAGCAGGUUGUUUUCAGCUUCGACACGGUCAUUCACCUUCAAGAAAUACACGAUCCCUCAAAACUUCAAAGCAGGAUCGAGAAUUGAUCAUCCGGCGAAGAUGGCCGGGGCUCCGGAAGCACCGCGCAAGCGGACGGCAUACAUCGCCCUGGGAAGCAACUUGGGCGAUCGUAUUGGCUGGAUCGAGAAGGCCUGCAACGAGAUGGACGCUAGGGGUAUUAAGGUGAAGCGGACGAGCAGCUUAUGGGAGACGGAACCCAUGUACGUGCUAGACCAGGAUAGAUUUGUCAAUGGCGCAUGCGAGGUUGAGACGACCAUGGAGCCGCUGGAGCUCUUAGAUGCGCUGCAAGACAUCGAAAGAGCGCUGGGCCGCAAGAAGCUCAUCGAUAAGGGGCCUCGCAACAUCGACCUCGAUAUCCUCCUCUACGAUAACCUCAAAGUCGACCAUGAGCGCCUCAAGAUCCCCCACAUCGGCAUCCCCGAACGUGAAUUCGUUCUCCGACCACUCGCCGAACUCAUUCCCGACAAGCCGAUCGACCCGGACCGGCCCUGGCGCGUAACAGCCGACUACCUGAACGCGCUCCCGCCCUCCAAGACCCCGCUCACCACCAUGACGCCCCUCUCCUCGCACCACCCGCCCAUCCAGGCCCUCAACCCGUCCCGCAAGACCCACGUCAUGGCCAUCCUCAACAUGACGCCCGACUCCUUCUCCGACGGCGGCCAGAACCUCCCCCUCCGGCCCGACAACAGCAGCAGCAGCGUCAAUACCACCACCACCGCCACCACCGCCACCGCCACCGCCACUACCGACGACACUACCACCACCACCACCAACGGCACCACCACCACCGACACCGCCACCGCCACUACCGACGACACUACCACCAUCACCACCAACGGCACCACCACCACCGACCCCAGCACCGCCCUCCACCAAACCAUCACCGCCCUCCUCGACGCAGGCGCCUCCAUGAUCGACAUCGGCGGGCAAUCCACCGCCCCAGGAACCCCCGAAGUCCCCCUCUCAGAGGAACUCGCGCGGGUGAUCCCCGCGAUCCAGCUCAUCCGCACCCGCUUCCCGGCGGCCUCCUCGCGCCCGGUCCUCAUCUCGGUCGACACGUACCGCGCGGCCGUGGCCGCCGCCGCCGUCGCCGCGGGCGCCGACGUCGUCAACGACGUGUCGGGCGGCUCCAUGGACCCGGACAUGCUGCCGACGGUGGCGCGGCUGGGCGCGACCGUGUGCCUGAUGCACAUGCGUGGCACGCCCGCGACGAUGGCCGGGCUGGCGGAAUACCCCGCCGCGGAGGGCGGGUUGAUUGGCGGGAUUGCGAGGGAGCUGGUGCAGCGGGUGAGGGCUGCGGAGGAGGCGGGGAUUAGGCGCUGGCGGAUUGUGUUGGAUCCCGGGUUGGGGUUUGCGAAGGUGGGGAGGCAGAAUGUGGAUGUGUUGAGGCAUUUGGAUACGUUGAGGGAGUGGCCGGGUCUGCAGGGGUUGCCGUGGCUGGUGGGGUCGAGUCGGAAGAGCUUUAUUGGGAGGGUGACGGGGGUGCCGACGCCGAAGGAGCGGAUUUGGGGGACUGCGGCGACGGUUGCGGCUGCGGUGCAGGGGGGUGCGGACGUGGUGAGGGUGCAUGAUGUGCGGGAGAUGGCGCAGGUUGUGGCGAUGGCGGAUGCGAUUUGGAGGUAUUAG